This is a messenger RNA of Tetrahymena thermophila SB210, 1104 nucleotides long. RefSeq names its product kinase domain protein. Lineage: Eukaryota; Ciliophora; Oligohymenophorea; Hymenostomatida; Tetrahymenidae. The record is from RefSeq and is a predicted model, not a curated record. Gene Ontology annotation, molecular function: protein binding. The transcript has 11 exons.
AUGUUAAUUAAUUAAUAAAUUAAUUUUAAAUAUUUAAAAAGCUACAAUUUAAUAUAUCCUCAGGGUGCAUAACAUUUAGGCUCCGCUUUAUUAAACCUCUCUUAAUUAUCUGAUUUAACACUAGAACUUAAAGGCAAUGAAAUCAAUGACCAAGGUGCCUUAAGUUUAAUUACCGCUUUAAAAGCUUUAACUCAUCUCUAAGUUUUGAAACUAGACCUUUAAGAAAACUCACUUAGUGAUUCAGGUGCCGCAGAGCUACUAACUCAUCUUAAAUUUUGCAAGGAGCUUCACACUUUAUUGCUUAAUCUUGAAUAUAAUUAAAUUGGAAUACUAUUUGCAUCAAAUCUAGGUUCUGUUUUAGAAAAUUGUUCUAACCUCGAUAUUUUGGCUCUUUCGUUAUAGAGUAAAGUAUUGGAUACAGAAUCUAUAUCAGUUUUCUUUCAUGGUUUAUCUAAAUGUUCAAAUCUUUCCACUUUAGAACUAAAUCUGAUCUCAAGUAAAGUUGACUAUAAGAAUUUAUAAGAUUUAGGCACAACUCUAAAAACUUACAAUAAGCUUUAAUCAUUCAAACUUAAUCUUGAUGAAAGCAAUUUAACUGAAGAUUGUAUUCAAAUUUUAUUUUCUGAUUUAUCAAACUGCAAUCAACUUACUAAUUUGAAAAUAAACCUUAGUAACAAUAAAAUAGUUGAUUAAAGUCUUUCAAAUUUAAGUUUUGCUUUAUCAAACUGCUCUAAUUUCAUAACUUUAGAAAUUGAUUUUAGCGAUAAUUAAAUAAAUGGAUCUGGUGCAGAAAUUUUAAGCUCUUCUAUUUCGAAAUUGACCAAGCUUUAAGAUUUGACACUAAUCUUUAAAAGAAAUGAAUUGAGCGACAAAGGAGUUUCAAGCAUAGGUUCUGCUUUAGUGAAUUGUGCCAAUCUCAAUACUUUAAAGCUCGAUUUUAGCUACAACUCCCUAGGUAAUAAGGGAUCAUAAGAUUUAAGUUCUUCAUUAGAGUAAAUGAAAUUGCUCUCAAAUUUAUCUCUUGACAUUAGGUAAAAAUAGCUAAAACAUUUAUUUAUUUUGAAAUCAAUUAAUAAUUUAAUAAAAAAUUCUUAAACAAAAUGA